AUGCUGAAGCUCAGCGGCAGCACCCUUCCGGUCCUGCGCCGAGCAAGCGGGGGGAUCCGGAGGUCUCUUCCAUCCAGCCUAUAUGUCCCAGCUGCCGCCGCCUGCCUGCCGCUGCCCACCACCUGUGGCGGCGGGCCCCGGACGCGGCAGGGACAAGCCCGCCCGUCCUCGUCCAGUUCCCGCUGGAAGGCGAGGCAGGAGAGCGACCAGUAUGCCCGGGAGGCCAAGGUCAAGGACCUGAAGAGUCGGGCAGCUUUCAAGCUCUUGCAGAUUGAUAGAAAGUACAAGCUGUUCAAGAAAGGGUCGCUGGUCCUCGAUCUGGGGUACGCUCCGGGGAGCUGGUGCCAGGUCGCCAUGGAGCUGACCAAGCCGACGGGCCGCGUGCUCGGCGUCGACCUCAUCCCCGCGCAGCCGCCCAGGGGCGUGGGCACCCUCCAGGGCAACUUCCUGUCCCCGACGGUGCGCCGCAUGACCAAGCAGCUGAUCGCCGAGAUGCACCACCGCCAGGUCGAGGACAAGGCGGCGGCGCGCCGGACUGGCGACGGCGCCGACGACGACAACGUCGUCGCGGACCGGCCUAGCUACAUCGACAUGGAGCACCGCGCCUCAAAGUUGGAGGAGGCAGUAGAGCCGGCCCAGGAGGCCGAGUCCUCGCCGUCCUCGUCACCCUCGGCCGCGUCCGCGGGCCAGAGCCGAGGGGGAAGGGGGGAGGAGGGAGAAGCCGAGGCACCUGCUGCCACCACCAAGCCCGAAGAGAAGAAAUAUUUGGAUAUAGUACUGAGCGACAUGUCAGAGCCUUGGCCCCAGACCUCCGGAUUCCGGGUGAACACACUUAGUAAUCCCUAUCGCAGGCUGAUGAACACGAGCGGGAUACCCUUCCGAGACCACGCGGGGAGCAUGGACCUCUGCACUGCGGCCCUGGACUUUGCCAACGAAACCUUGAGGCCCGGCGGCCACUUUGUCUGCAAGUUCUACCAAGGCGCCGAGGACAGGGACCUGGAGAGGAGGCUCAAGAAGCUCUUCUUGAAGGUUUACCGCGAAAAGCCCGAAUCUUCAAGAGAUGAAUCCAAGGAGAUGUAUUUUGUGGCUAUGAACAGGAGGCCGAAAGUCAACCUUCGCGAGACUGGGGGUGCUUGA
Gaeumannomyces tritici R3-111a-1 is the source of this 1137-nucleotide messenger RNA. Its product is annotated as ribosomal RNA methyltransferase MRM2. Gene Ontology annotation, cellular component: mitochondrion. The record is from RefSeq and is a predicted model, not a curated record. Gene Ontology annotation, biological process: RNA methylation. NCBI's taxonomy places the organism in Eukaryota, Fungi, Ascomycota, Sordariomycetes, Magnaporthales, Magnaporthaceae. Gene Ontology annotation, molecular function: rRNA (uridine-2'-O-ribose)-methyltransferase activity. Bases 1 to 1137 code for a protein of 378 amino acids. The transcript has 6 exons.